UGACUUUUGAAAAUUUCGCUCCAAUUCUUGAACGUUGUUAUUAUAUCUCGUAGAUGCUGCUAGUCGUAUGUUAUUGAAACACGCGUUAUUUGCUAAAUACUAGUUUAAUUAAGCAUUUCAGAAAACUUUUAUUGCUAUAUUUAAGGAAAAUGGAUACUAUUUAGUCAGUUGGGAAAAAAAAGGGAGAACAAUAACUUUCCAUUAUGGCUGGUACCCAUCCUUUAAGUGUUCAAGUUCGUGUUCAUCAUCUGAAUGAGAAAGAAAAUCUGGAAUCGUUACUCUUCUCAGUGAAAAAAGGCUCUAUUAUUCAGUUUAAACUGGGAUCAACACUUUUUGGGCAAAGAAUUAAGCUGUUUAUCAACUACCCUGAAAACCCUACUGAUGGCUUUAAAAGACUUGUUUACAGAGAACUGAGAUGGAAAUCAGAAAGUUUCAAUAAAGGUGAUGAUACUGCUUUAUAUGCCGAAGUCACAUUUGAGUUAUCUGGGAGUUUCCAUUAUUUCUUCAUACCAGAAGGAGGGGAUGUUCUCAAGCCAUGUGGCUCAGGUUACAUUUUAGUUGAUCCUGUUUUAACAUAUGGGCCAGAAAAUGAAAUUACCUCUUGACAGCAUUUUGUGCAUCACCUACUUAGCCAAAAGUUUAGGUCCUUUUGACGAAUGGGAAGCACGUUUGCGAACAGCCAAAGAAAUUGGCUACAAUAUGGUGCAUAUAACACCCAUUCAAGAACUUGGGGGAUCUCAGUCUUCAUAUUCAUUAAGGAAUCAGUUGGCUCUAAAUCCUACAUUUCAUACGAAGAGUAAAAAGUGCACAUUAGGAGACAUUGGUGAAUUUGUCGAAAAGAUGAGAAGGGAAUGGAAGGUUUUAUCUAUAACUGACAUAGUUUUAAAUCACACUGCAAAUGAAAGUGAAUGGCUCGAAGAACAUCCCGAAUCAACAUAUAAUUUAAUUAAUUCACCUCAUUUGAAGCCUGCAUAUUUAUUGGAUAGGGCAAUAUGGUACUUUUCUCUAGAAAUAGCAGAAGCAAAGUGGUCUUCAAGUGGAAUCCCACCAGCUGUGAAUAAUGAAGAACAUAUAAAUGCUAUUAAAGGUGCCUUGCAAGGUUACUUCAAACAUCUUCUAAGGCUACACGAAUUUUUUAUGUUAGAUGUUGAUGAAAUUGUGAAUAAAUUUUGGGAAAUAGCUGGAGAGCCAGAUCGCUUAUUGAAGAAACAGUCUGGUGAACUGAAAAUAAUACAAGAUCCUGAAUAUAGGAGGUUCAAAAGUACCAUUAAUAUGGAUUUGGCACUAAGUAUAUAUGCACCAAAUAAGAUGAUGAGUAUUCCAGAAAUCAACAAGAGCUGUGACAAUCUUAGACAUAAAUUGGAAGAAUUGAAUAAUGCAAAGAAAGGAGAAAUUGAUAUGCAUUUUUAUGCUGCUGUUGAAAAUAUUCUUUCAGCUGUUCGCUAUGAAAGACUGAACCCUUCUGGUCCAAAACUUAAAGCACUUUCUGCUCAACAUCCGUUAGUGCCCCAGUAUUUCAAAAAUUAUGGAAUUGAUACAAAUAUUCAAGAGGAUGAAAAACUGAUGUUCUCCCCUCAAGCCUGUUACAUAAUGGCUCAUAAUGGUUGGGUUAUGGGUGACAAUCCACUAAAAAAUUUUGCUGAGCCUGGAUCAAAUGUUUAUUUAAGACGUGAAUUAGUAGCAUGGGGUGAUAGUGUUAAAUUACGAUAUGGCAAUAAACCAGAAGAUUCACCAUAUCUUUGGAGCCAUAUGACAGAAUAUGUUCAACAAUUAUCUCGUGUAUUCUAUGGACUUCGACUUGAUAAUUGUCACAGCACACCUAUACAUGUUGCUGAGUACCUCAUUGAUAAAGCUCGAGAAGUAAGAUCAGAUCUAUUUGUUGUUGCCGAAUUAUUUACAUCGAGUGAGGCAGUUGAUAAUAUAUUUGUAAAUCAAUUAGGCAUCACAGCUCUAAUACGUGAGGCUAUGGCAGCACCCGAUAGUCAUGAACAAGGGCGGCUGGUUUACAGGUAUGGUGGAUCUACGGUUGGAGCUUUUGUACAUCCUGUUACACGACCUCUUACUAAAAACAUUGCUCAUGCUGUUUUUAUGGAUAUAACACAUGAUAAUCAAUGUCCAAUGCAGGUGCGUUCUGUUUAUGAUUAUUUUCCUACUGCAGCAAUGGUUUCCAUGGCAUGUUGUGCCACAGGCAGUACUUGGGGUUAUGACCAGCUGGUGCCACAUCAUAUACAUGUAGUUUCUGAGAAACGCCUGUAUACUUCUUGGACUGAUGAAGUAAUUGCUAAGAGAGGUUUUAUUAAUGCAAACAAUGGCAUAAUUGCAGGAAAGAAAGCUCUCAAUAAACUGCAUUCAGAACUAGGUGCUUCUGGUUUUACACAGGUUUUUGUUGAUCAGAGAGAUGAGAACACAGUUGCCAUCACUCGCCAUUGCCCAGCUACCCAUCAAUCAAUUAUUAUGGUAGCUCGAACGUCUUUUAGGAUGCCUGCAAAACCUAAUGAGUCCAGUUACCUUAAGCCUUUGCGCCUUCAAGGAGUUAUAGAAGAAAUAAUACUGGAAGGUUUGCUUCAACCUGUUGGUCAUCCAGGGACUACAUUAGGUCCAUCUCAGUAUAAAGAUGAUACUUUCAUUAAUGGCUUAACAGAUUUUAAACUCAAAAUAAAAGAAAAUAUUCAAAUUUACGAAAGUGAAAUGAUUGAAAGUGCUGGUGUUUCAGAAGAUGGAUAUAAUGAAAUUGAUUUCAUUCAUUUCCCCCCUGGAUCUGUCAUUGUGUUUAGAGUAUCAUUAGAUAGUGAGUCAAGAUCGUCUAUUCUUCGAAUACGAACAUGUGUGUCACAGUUUGGUUACAGAAUGCGAUCAUAUAGUGGCAAUGUCUUAAAGCGAGGAACUCAUGAUUUUGAAUCCAUUCUUUCGCAUUUAACAGUAGCUGAUUUAAACAGAAUACUUUUUAAAUGUAAUGGCGAAGAAAGAGAUGAAGGGAAAGGGCGUGGUGUUUAUAAUCUUCCGGGAUACGGCGAUCUUGUAUAUUGUGGAUUACAAGGUGUCAUGAGUGAACUUAUGAACAUUCAUUUAGAAGAUGAUUUAGGUCAUCCAUUGUGUCGAAACUUACGUGAUGGAAAUUGGUUGCCUGAUUACAUAGCUAGUCGUCUGAUGGAUGAUCCUGCUACUUAUAAUCUAGGAAAAUGGUUCCAUGUUGUCUUUGAAAGCUUAAAAAGAAUUCCACGCUACUUAAUUCCUUGCUAUUUUGAUACAAUAAUAACAGGUGCUUACAGUAGUCUGCUAAGUGCUUUGUGGAGAAAAAUGUCUGACUUUGUUUCUGAAGGAUCUACAUUUGUAAAAGCUCUUGCUUUGGGUUCUGUGAUUCUGUGUGGAGUUAUUCGCAGUGCACCAUUACCAUUACUUUCUCCCAAUUUGGAACCACCUAUUCCAGCUGAAGGAAAAGAUGAAAAUGGAAAAACUGUGCCAAAGUGUAUAACAAUAUCUGCAGGUUUACCUCACUUUUCCACUGGGUAUAUGCGCAACUGGGGUAGGGACACUUUUAUAUCUCUCAGGGGACUACUUCUUGUCACUGGACGAUAUGAGGAUGCUAGAUACAUCAUUCUUGCUUUUGCUGCAUGCUUACGACAUGGUCUAAUACCAAAUCUUUUGGACAGAGGUGUUUGUGCUAGAUUUAAUUGCAGGGAUGCUGUCUGGUGGUGGUUGCAAUCAAUUCAAGAAUAUGUGAAAAUUGUUCCUAAUGGACAUAAUAUUCUAAAAGACAAAGUAUCUAGGCUAUUCCCCUCUGAUGAUUCUCCACCUCAACCUCCAGGAAAAUAUGAUCAACCACUUUAUGAUGUUAUUCAAGAAGCCAUGCAAACACAUUUUCAAGGCCUAAAAUUUCGUGAACGCAAUGCUGGAUACCAACUGGAUACUCAAAUGACAGAUCCUGGAUUCAACAAUGAAAUUGGAGUUGAUCUUGAAACAGGAUUUGUUUUUGGUGGUAAUAGCUUUAAUUGUGGUACAUGGAUGGACAAAAUGGGUAGUUCUGAAAAAGCUGGUAACAAAGGCAAACCUGCUACUCCCAGAGAUGGUUCUGCAAUUGAAAUUGUUGGCCUUUGCAAAUCUGCAGUGCGGUGGUUAAAUGCUAUGUUUCAUAAAGGUCAUUAUCCUUAUUGUAUGGUGGAACAUUGUACACCAGCUGACUCAUCUGGGGUUGCAAAAACAGUUAUAAUGACAUUCAAGGAAUGGGAUGAAUUGAUUCAAAAAAAUUUUGAGAAGCAUUUCUUUGUUAGCCCAGAACCUCAACCAGGAGAUUCUAAAUUCAUUAAUAAAAGAGGAAUUUAUAAGGAUUCUGUCAAUGCUUCACAGGCUUGGGCUGAUUUCCAGCUUAGGCCCAAUUUUCCUGUAGCAAUGUGUGUGGCACCUGAGUUAUUCACAUCGCAAAAUGCAUGGAUUGCAUUAGAUAAUGCUGAAAAACAUCUUCUGGGACCUCUUGGCAUGAGAACUCUGGAUCCAUCUGACUGGGCAUAUGAUGGAUGUUAUGAUAACAGUGAUGAUUCAAUAAAUCAAAAGAGAGCUAGAGGAUGGAAUUACCAUCAGGGACCAGAAUGGUUAUGGCCAACUGGAUACUUCUUGCGGGCAAAGUUGAUGUUUUCAAUGAUGGUUGGUGGUAAAGAAGAGUUUGGUAAAGCAGUAGAUUUCACUAAACGUGUUAUGUCUUGCCACUUUCAUGAGAUACAAAAAUCUAAAUGGAGAGGUCUUCCAGAACUUACAAAUAAAGAUGGUGCUUUCUGUAAGGACAGCUGUGUUGUGCAAGCUUGGAGUCAUGCUACUUUAUUAGAGGUUUUAUAUGAAAUGGAUGCCAUGUGCUCUAAUAAUAAUAUUCAAGAUAGUUCUGAUUAAUGUGGCUGAAUAAGUAAUUAAAUAUAUUGCAAGAAUGUGAAGAAAAUUUUAAUGCCUGAUUGUUUUUGAUGAAGCCAUUAUGUUUUUAAGUAAGAUUCUUUUUGUUGUCGUUGUUUUAUGCCCAGUAUUGAAACAAUUUUAUAUUUAUUUAUGUUCUUUAAAAUAUGUUUUAUUUGUUAUGUUUCUAAGAAUUUUAAUGUUGUCAAUUUGUAACCAUUUUGGUUAUAUUGUCACCUGCCAAAUGUCAUCAAUUAAAACUAUUCAAAUAAAUUGUAUACUUUUAUGAAAAGUAAA
Molecule: messenger RNA, 5172 nt
Organism: Stegodyphus dumicola
Lineage: Eukaryota; Metazoa; Arthropoda; Arachnida; Araneae; Eresidae
Product: glycogen debranching enzyme
Biological process (GO): glycogen catabolic process; glycogen biosynthetic process
Molecular function (GO): amylo-alpha-1,6-glucosidase activity; 4-alpha-glucanotransferase activity
Source: RefSeq, a predicted model, not a curated record